Cavenderia fasciculata is the source of this 858-nucleotide messenger RNA. RefSeq lists its product as uncharacterized. The transcript has 3 exons. NCBI's taxonomy places the organism in Eukaryota, Evosea, Eumycetozoa, Acytosteliales, Cavenderiaceae. The record is from RefSeq and is a predicted model, not a curated record. Bases 1 to 858 code for a protein of 285 amino acids.
AUGACAACCAAAUAUAUGUUUACUUUAUCUUCCAUUUCAACGAUUGUCAAACAACAACAACUACGAUUAUUAUCAACAUCAGCAAGUAGAAUAGGUGCUAUCAAUCCUUCUUAUGUAUCUCUCCCUUCUCAAUCAUCUCAUUUAUUCAAAUCAUCAUUUUCAUCACAACAACCAGUCCAACAUGAUGCCCAACCAUUAUCAUCAUUAUUUAAAUCAAACUCUAUCUUUCAAAGUGUCAAUCAACUUGUGAAAUCAUCAUCAUCAUCAUCAUCACCAUCACCAUUUUCACAUAGAUUCAUCUCUUCUAGAGUAAAAGAACAAAAUGAAGGUAAAGAAGAUGUAGAAGAUGAAGAUGAAGAUGAAGAAGAAGACGAAUACGAUGAAAAUAUGGUUCCAAGUGGUGUAGAAGUACUAUCAAUCACUCCUUGUCAUUGGGAAAGUGGUAGCUAUGUUGUUUUCAGGUUCCCAAAACAUCUUUUACUUGAAGACAUUAUUGAAACUGUCAAGACCAAUGGUAAACAAUUCAAUCUGUCUUGUCAUUGCUCCAUUGUCAAGGGUAGAAUAGAAAAGACUCAAAUCUUGUAUGGCAAAAGUGUGUAUGUCAAUGCUUCUGGUGAUAAUAUCUCGGAAAGAAAUGUUCAUGUUAAAUUUAAUUUGGAAAUGGAUGCAACGAGAGCAAGAAAAUGUUUAAAUCAUAGUACUACACGAGAUGUUGGUGACAUAAUUUUGUUGAACAUUUCUUCAAAACCCCCAAAGUUGAUGAUGGUAAGAUUAAGAUUAACACUUCAUCAAUCCAGAAGAUUAACUUUUGGUACUACUACUACUUCCAGCUUCGAUCUAAUUCGAACAAAUAGAUAA